Messenger RNA from Naegleria lovaniensis, 3585 nucleotides. RefSeq lists its product as uncharacterized. The record is from RefSeq and is a predicted model, not a curated record. Gene Ontology annotation, cellular component: intraciliary transport particle A; non-motile cilium. Bases 1 to 3585 code for a protein of 1194 amino acids. Gene Ontology annotation, molecular function: protein binding. The transcript is spliced from 3 exons. Gene Ontology annotation, biological process: vesicle-mediated transport; protein localization to cilium; non-motile cilium assembly. NCBI's taxonomy places the organism in Eukaryota, Heterolobosea, Eutetramitea, Acrasida, Naegleriidae.
AUGUGGGUCUAUCUAAACAAGAAAGUGAGCAUCCCGAAUGGCCUCAAGCUCAAUCACAUUUCAUGGGACCGUUAUCAUGGAUGGAUCGCUUGUGGUGGUGAAGGUGGAUUGCUUAAAGUGUUGAAACUUGAAACCAAGGCUGAUGUUAAUCAGAGAGGAGUCACAGCUCCAACAUCUCUCGAUGCCAAUCAAUCAUUAACAGGGCAUAUGGGAAAGGAAAGUAAGGAUCACCAACCUAGUACAGUCAUGAGAGUGAGCUGGAACGAGGAAAAUGAAAAACUAACUUCAAGUGACGCCAACGGAUUGAUUAUUGUUUGGUAUUACAACAAGCAAAAGAAAGAAUGGGAUGAGGAAAUGUUAAAUAACCGAGAUAACGCCAUUGUCAAAGAUUUGAAAUGGUCAAGUGACGGACAGAAGAUUUGUAUUGUGUAUGAUGAUGGAGCUGUUAUUGUUGGAGGUGUUGACGGAAACAGAAAUUGGGGAAAAGCACUCAAAGUUCAAUUGACACAUGUGGAAUGGUCUCCAGAUGCAAGAUACUUACUUUUCGGAACAUCUAACGGAGAAGUUUGGCUAUUCGAUUCAAAUUCUGGAAUUAAAUUGCAUUCCAUCAAUAUUACUUGUGUUGAAAAUUCUCAAGGUGUUGUAAAUUCUCUGGCUGGUGUGGACUGGUAUGAUGGAAGAGAAGGAUAUCCUGAUUUGAAUGCACCAACAUUGGCAAUUUGCUAUAGAAACGGAAGAUGUCAGCUGAUGAGAGGAGAUUUAGAUGAUGAUCCUGUUUUGAUUGAUACAGGCAUGACCAUUAAUGAACCCAAGUGGAAUCCUUCAGGAACUGUGUUGGCUCUUGCUGGUCAACAAGAAGUGGAGGGAAAGACUGUUGCUGUUGUUCAAUUUUAUAAUCCAUAUGGACAACACUUAAAGACACUGAAAGUAUCAGGAAGUGGAGUGAAAAGUGUGACUUGGGAGGGUACAGGAUUACGGCUUGCUCUUGCAGUAGACGCAAACCUUUUCUUUGCCAACGUGAGACCAAGUUACAGAUGGGGCUAUUUCUCUAAAACAAUUGUUUAUGCUUUUACCAAGAUUGAAAGACCUGAACAGUGCGUAGUUUUCUAUAAUUACAAGACACGUCAAAAGUAUGUCAAAUACAUCAAAAAGUUGUUGGCCCUAGAUGCAUGUGGCGAGCAUUGUGUGUUGCUGACGAAAACAGAGGCACCUAAGGAGGCAUUUGUAAUUAUUAUUUGUAACUCGAUAGGUAGUCCUGUUGAAACAAAGUUCCAGUCUGUUGAGCCAAAGCAUGUUGCCAUGACCAAGUAUCAUGUUGUUGUUUGCUCGGACUGUAAUGUUUAUAUUUGGAAUUAUAGACCAAAGCAAGCAAAUCAAGGAAAUAUCUUAAAUUUAAAGGCAGAAUCUGAACAAUACUUGUUACACAUUGACCAGAACAAAUUUAAAAAGGUUGAAGAUGAAACGAAAUUAGAAUCAACAACAACUGAAGAUGCUAUCUGCUCUAUAUUUGCAAACGAGAAAUAUCUGAUAGUCUCAAGAGAGUCAGGAACUGUAAAUGUAUACACUUUGCUACCAACACUUUCAUUUGUUGGAUCAUUCUCUAUACUCUGUAGACCUUUGAAAAUUGCUGUAAAUUGUGAUUGUACCAAAUUGUCUGUUAUUGAUAUUAACAGUACAUUCCAAGUUUACAAUGUAUCAUCACCUCCAACUUCAGUCUCAUCAUUGAAUCAAACAGAUAAGAAAAAGAAGAAGGGAAAUAUUACUGCAGAGAAAUCAGAAUUGGAAAAGAAAGACGUUUGGGAUAUGAGAUGGUCAGAUGACAAUCCCUCAUUAUUUGCAAUUAUGGAAAAGACCAAGAUGUACACAUUCAGAGAUUUAACUCCUGAAGAACCUGUAGUAACUUCUGCAUAUAUUUGUGCAUUCAAUAAUUUGAAAAUUAAGGCUGUUUUCAUGGAUGAUAUUAUGGCAAACCCUGACAUGCCAGAGAGUGACAGUGUUAUUACUUAUGAAACACGUUCAUUGAGAGACACUAAAGAAAUCAUUAGAAGUGUUAGUCUUCGAGAUGCUAACGAAUUUGUCAAGGAUAAUCCUCAUCCAAGACUGUGGAGACUUUUGGCUGAAGCAGCCAUGUCCGAUCUCGAGUUAGACAUGGCCUAUAAGGCUUACAUUCAAUGUGGAGAUUACCAUGGUGUUUAUUUCGUUAAACAAAUCAAACAAUUAGACAAUGAAGCCAAACAAAAGGCAGAGAUUGAAGCAUAUUUUCAUAGAUUGGACGAGGCUGAGAAAAUUUAUCGUUCCAUUGACCGAAAAGAUUUGGCUAUUGAUCUCAGAAAACGGUAUGGCGACUGGAAAAAGGUACUCGCUUUGGUGAGAGAAAUGAAUGGUAGUGAUGAGCUCAUGGUUGAAGUUUUUAAUCAUUUAGGAGAUUUUUAUUCAGACAGACAACAAUGGGAUAGAUCGAUUCAGUUCUAUGUCAAAGCAAGAAACUUUGAAAAAUUAAUUGAAGCUUAUUAUAGAGUUGAGGAUUUUGAAUCUCUUGAAAGAAUGAUUGAAGAGCUGCCAGAAAACAAUCCUUUGCUUCCUGUAAUUGGUGAUAAGUUGGCAUCUAUAGGGUUAUCAUUACAAGCCAUUCAAGCUUUGGUGAAAGGUGGAAAAUUCAAACAAGCUAUCGACGUAUGUGUAGAGUUGAACCAAUGGGACGAAGCAGUUACACUGGCAGAAAAGCAUAAUAUGAGCGAAAUUGAGGACAUUCUCUACAAGUAUGCCAAUCACUUGGUUUCUCGAGGAGAUUUAUCUUCAGCCAUCGAGCUCUAUCAAAAGGCCAAUAGAAACACAGAAUCUGCCAAGAUUUUGGUCAAGCUAGCUGAAGAAGAAGGAAAGACCAAAUUAUCGCCACUUCGAGCAAAAAAGUUUUAUGUCUUGUCUGCUCUUGAAAUUGAAAGGUAUAGAAAUAGAUUGUUAAACGAUCAAACUAUGAGAAUGAAUCCUAAUAAGGCCCUCCAAACCAUGCUUUCUCAUGACGGUACCAAUUUUGAAAACCCAUGGAGAGGUGCAGAAGCGUAUCACUUUUUCUUGCUUGCACAAAAGCAGCUGACAGAAUUCAAAUUAGCUGAUUGUCUUAAUACUGCAAUGAGACUUGUGACCUGCUAUGAGGAAUAUUUUGCUCCUAAGGAGUUAUAUUCGUUACUCGCUCUUGCUGGAUUUUACGCCAAAGAGUUUAAAGUUUGCUCUAAAGCAUUUAUCAAGUUGGAAUCUAUGGUAGGAUUAACAGAGGAAGAAAAGGAAAAGUAUGAACAACUCGCCAUCGAUAUUUUCAGAGAUAGUCCUGUAAAUACGAUUGAUCUAGAAACGAAGCCAUGUCCAACUUGUGGAGCCGAUACCUAUGAUUAUGAAGGUUCAUGCAACUCUUGUAACGCUCAAUUUUACGCUUGUGUAGUUACUGGACGAAAUAUUGGAGAUCAAGAUUUUUGGACAUGCCCAAUCUGUAAACAUCGGGCAGUCGAAAGCGAAAUUUACAAGUAUCAUCAUUGUCCGCUUUGCCAUUCAAGUCUCAUGUCAUCGUCACCUUCAGGUGAUUUAUUUUAA